AUGAUUCAAUUAAAGACCCUCGUAAAUUGCAUCGACAACUCGGGCGCCGCCAUAGUCGAGUGCGUCAAUGUCCUGCGAUCGAAGCGCCCCGCGAAAGUUGGCGACCGCAUAGUAGUGGUUGUAAAGAAACAGCGAAAUUUCGGCCCGGAAACCGGCAACAGCGUCUCCAUCAGCGCAGCGAACAAAGUACGGCGAGGCGACGUCCGACACGCAGUUGUGGUACGGACAGCGAAGAAGUGGCAGCGGCCGGACGGCAGCGUGGUCAAGUUCGACGACAACGCCUGCGUACUUAUCAACAAGGCCGGAGAGCCCAUCGGAUCGAGAGUCAGUGGUGUUGUCGCGGCAGAACUGAGGCAGAAGCAGUGGUCCAAGAUCCUAUCGCUGGCGCCCAUGCACGUAUAA
Messenger RNA from Alternaria ethzedia, 402 nucleotides. RefSeq lists its product as uncharacterized. The record is from RefSeq and is a predicted model, not a curated record. NCBI's taxonomy places the organism in Eukaryota, Fungi, Ascomycota, Dothideomycetes, Pleosporales, Pleosporaceae. Bases 1 to 402 code for a protein of 133 amino acids. The transcript has 3 exons. Gene Ontology annotation, molecular function: large ribosomal subunit rRNA binding; structural constituent of ribosome. Gene Ontology annotation, biological process: translation. Gene Ontology annotation, cellular component: mitochondrial large ribosomal subunit; ribosome.